This is a messenger RNA of Cotesia glomerata, 525 nucleotides long. RefSeq lists its product as uncharacterized. The record is from RefSeq and is a predicted model, not a curated record. The transcript has 3 exons. Lineage: Eukaryota; Metazoa; Arthropoda; Insecta; Hymenoptera; Braconidae. Bases 16 to 492 code for a protein of 158 amino acids.
UAAUUAGUAGCAGCGAUGGCUACAAAUAUAAUUAUAUUGAUUGUAACACUUACGGCUUUUACGAUCUGCUCAGAUGCUUUUCCUCAACCGGUUCCUCAAUAUGACAGAAUUAAUAGUCAAUAUCUAGAUUACGGCCAAGGAUCAUAUCCUUACAAUCAACCACCAGCUCAGUAUCUUAAUUACGGACAAUAUCCUAGUUAUGCUCCUGCACCAUCUUAUCCAGGAUAUAACUAUGGUUACUAUCAACCUCCAUACGGAAGCUAUCCUGUCUACAAUCCAGCUCCUCAAUAUCCAAAUCCUGAACCUAAACCCAAACCGCGAGAAUAUCACGGAUCCAAGGAGACAUACGAGUCCAGUCACUGGGACAAGACGAAUUCGGAUGGAUCUUUAGAUGUUAAAAUUCCGAGGUAUCCUAGCUUGCAUGCGGAGAUUGAAAGAAAGACAACCAACGAAGGAACAGCAACUAAAACUGUUUUUAAACAAGAGUACUGAGUAAAAAAAAGCUAAUUUUGUUGUCAAUUCAAA